This is a messenger RNA of Plasmodium vivax (malaria parasite P. vivax), 1314 nucleotides long. Its product is annotated as arginase, putative. Gene Ontology annotation, molecular function: manganese ion binding; arginase activity. NCBI's taxonomy places the organism in Eukaryota, Apicomplexa, Aconoidasida, Haemosporida, Plasmodiidae. Gene Ontology annotation, cellular component: cytosol; cytoplasm; nucleus. The coding region runs from base 1 to 1314 and encodes 437 amino acids. The transcript has a single exon. The record is from RefSeq and is a predicted model, not a curated record.
AUGAUUGAAUGCAUCGAGAAUUACAUAAAAACGUUUAAGGAGAAGGAAAACCUGUAUGUGAAAAAAAAAGUGUCCAUCAUUGGGUCCCCCCUGUCGGCUGGACAGCCCUUGGGAGGGGUGCACCUGGCAUGUGACAAUUUGAGGAUGCUCGGUCUGCACAAGGUGAUAGAGGCCUUGGGCUGGAGUUACGAAGACGUAGGAAAUGUUGGCGCUGCUGGAAGUGUUGGCAGCGGGGGAAGUACCGACAGUGGUGGAAGUAUUGGUAGCGAUGAAGGUACUGACAGCGGUGGAAGUGAUAUAGACAAAGAUAUCGGCGGGAGGAGGACCUACGAACAGGCCGAAAUGAACGGAAGGCUAAACACGCACAACAGCAGCUCUGCACACACGGAGAAGUACCAUCACGGAAUGGAAAAACUUAACGGAGAUACAAAAUUAAACCACUGCUGCAAUGGCAAAGAUAAUGCCAAUUGGGAAAAUCAUAGCAACAGGAAUGAUCACAGGGGAGAAAGAUGCAUGACGAAUAAAUGCGUACAAAAUAACUACUAUGAUAAUAUAAAAAAUGUUGAAAUUAUUGGAAAAUUUAGUGAAAAAUUAUUUCGCAAAAUGAGUAACGAAUUGAGGAAGAAAAAUUUUGUAUUAAACAUUGGAGGUGACCACAGUGUGGCAUUUCCUAGCAUCCUGAGCUCUUUGCAAUUUUACAGAGAUUUAAGAGUCAUAUGGAUAGAUGCCCAUGGAGACAUUAACAUCCCGGAGACCUCUCCCUCAGGAAAUUAUCAUGGCAUGGCAUUAGCUCACACCAUAGGGCUCUUUAAAAACAAAGUGCCAUGCUUCGAGUGGUCUGAAAAGCUCACUUAUUUAAAACCAGAAAAUGUGGCCAUCAUUGGAAUAAGAGACAUCGAUAUAUAUGAAAAAAUUAUUUUAAAAAAAUGCAACAUUAAUUAUUAUACAAUCUUUGACAUUGAAAAAAAUGGCAUAUACAAUACCAUCUGUACAGCCCUUAACCUGCUAGAUCCCCAUGAAAAUUGCCCCAUACACAUUUCUCUCGACAUUGAUAGUGUCGAUAGCUUUUUCGCUCCAGGAACCGGAACCAUUGCCAAGGGCGGCCUAAAUUACAGAGAAAUUAAUUUACUAAUGAAAGUCCUGGCAGACACAAGGCGCGUCGUUUCAAUGGAUUUGGUCGAGUAUAACCCAUCUCUCGACGAAAAUGACAAAAAGGUUCACAGCGAUUCCUUGCCCAUUUCGGAGUAUGCCACGAAAACGGGCAGGCUUUGUCUGGAGCUUAUUGCCAGGGUCCUCGGCAACGACAUCGUCUAG